GUCGGGCAUUGCACGGGCGGUUGUUAGUUUCGUUGUGGAUGCGCAACUGUGGGUCGUUCCUGUUGCGCCUGGGACGUCGGGAUGGGUUUCGUCACCUAGGAAGCAGGUGACAGUCGAAGUACGGAAUUCAUUGCAGCCGCGUCCUGGGGAGAUGUACUUAGCAGGCAUCCUAUUGAGUUCAAUGGCGCUUAGUUUUGGAUGCCGAAAUCAACCGGUUCAAAAAUCCAACUAAUUGGAGGGAUGGCUUCCCCCCCCCCUCUUUUGCUCUGUUUUUGGCAGCGUAUGAAUAAUUUGGGGUGAGGGGAAGUGUUAGGCGUGGCUGCUUUCUUCCAUUCUAUUAAGACUAUGGAAGCGCAGGGAGAUUCCCCUCGCUCAGUGGCUAGCUAGGAGAUUUUAUUUUAUUUAUUUGUAUCGUUUUUACCAACAGCCCAAGGCGGUGAGGACAUAUCCCAACACACCUUCCUUCUCCUAUUUCCCCCCAAACAACAACAACCACCAGUGAGUGAGAUGGGUUGGGCUUAGAAAGAGUGACUGAAAGCCCAAAGUCACCCAACUGGCUUCCCCUGCUAAGUCGCCCAACUGGCUUCCCUCUGCGCAUCCACAACCAAACUAACUUCCCCUGCUUGAUGUCUCAAUCUUCUGCUUUAAAACCUAUGCCUUAACCAUUAGACUGAACUGUCUUUUCUGAAAUGCACUGAGAGAAGAGAAACAUCACAGACAUCUUUUCACAUCACAUGGAUCAGCACAGUUUGGAUUUGGUCAGCGUCGGAGGUUGUGAUAGGCAUCUGUCAUCAACAGUGUAUAUAUGUAUAUAUUUCUCUAACCAAUGUCAGGAGAUAGUGAUGGCACCGUUAGAAGUCCCUCUGAGGGAUCUCUGUCAGGAAUUGAGAUCCUGCCAGUGCAGAAAACAUAUGUGUGUACCCUGUCUGCUGAGCUUAUUGCCAAAGCACGUGAAGAGCUGCAGGAAAAACCCGAGUGGCGGCUUCGAGAUGUUCAAGCCCUCAGAGACAUGGUGUGCAAAGAUUAUCCUAAUCUGGGGACAUGCCUAGAUGAUGCUUUCUUGCUUAGGUUCCUUAGAGCAAGGAAAUUUGAUUAUGAUCGGGCGCUUCAGCUUCUUGUGAACUAUCAUUGCUGUAGGAGAAGUUGGCCUGAGGUUUUUACAAAUCUGAAGCCAUCUGCUAUAAAGGCUGUCUUGGAAUCUGGCUUUGUCACUGUGCUUUCUCAUUUAGAUAAUGAAGGACGCCAUGUUCUCUGUAUUCGCCCAGACAAAUGGACACCAAGUAAUUAUCCAAUUACCGAAAACGUUCGUGCCAUGUACUUGACAUUAGAAAAACUCAUUCAGUCUGAGGAGACCCAAGUGAAUGGAAUUGUAAUUCUUGCAGACUACAAAGGGCUCGGUUUAUCUAAGGCAUCUCACUUUGGCCCCUUCAUAGCGAAAAAAAUGGUUGGAAUACUCCAGGAUGGCUUUCCAAUUAGAAUAAAAGCUGUUAAUGUCAUAAAUGAACCUCGCAUAUUCAAAGGCAUUUUUGCUAUUCUCAAACCAUUUCUAAAGGAAAAAAUAGUAAAAAGGUUUUUUCUUCAUGGGUCAGACUUGCAAUCUCUUCAUCACAACCUUCCACCGCGAAUUCUCCCUGAAGAAUAUGGUGGCACGGCAGGAAAGCUUGAUAUCUCUUCCUGGAAUGAGCUACUGCUGGCAUCAGAGGAUGACUUCAAGUAUGAUGACUCACAUCUGCCCUUCUCCAGUGACUGUUCACCACAUGAUCCCUUAAUGAGUGAAGAGGUCGAUGAGAACCAGCAUGAUGACUCUUUGCGAAGCUUCAAAACACAGCUCUAUUCCUGCUACUAGUCUAGCAGAUAAAGCUUCCAAAAUGUCAUCUUGCUGUUUACAAAGGGAAUAUUAAUUCUCUCAUGCUUCUACAACAUAUGUGUGUGGAUGGAUAUUACUUUACUUUGGAGCCAAAGCAAAUCUAAGUAGAAGAAAGUUGUAAGAAAGAGAGAUUCUGUGGCACACUGGCAAAUGGAAAUAUUUUGAGCAAGCAGGAGGUUAUUGUAAUUGACCCAAAGCAACUCAGAUACCACAAAUGAACCCA
Messenger RNA from Thamnophis elegans (Western terrestrial garter snake), 2090 nucleotides. RefSeq names its product alpha tocopherol transfer protein like (gene TTPAL). The transcript is spliced from 5 exons. Gene Ontology annotation, molecular function: phosphatidylinositol bisphosphate binding. Gene Ontology annotation, cellular component: membrane. The record is from RefSeq and is a predicted model, not a curated record. The coding region runs from base 827 to 1846 and encodes 339 amino acids. Lineage: Eukaryota; Metazoa; Chordata; Lepidosauria; Squamata; Natricidae.